ACGGUCGUUCAAGAUGGCGUCAACGACUACAUUUUUAACCAGCUAGCCAGCUUUAGCAAGAUUAUGCGAACUGUCUGUACCGAAAUAGCGACGUAUCCCUCGUGUGAUCCUUAGUACAGGUCAACAGUAACACCUUUGUGUCUGAUACCUUCCCACCCACCUGUUACCAAACACAGCUAACCAGCUAGCUAAUUAGCUGGCUAACUGGCUUGCUAUUUUGUAGCUAAACCAAGUAGCUGGCUGGCUAGGUAGGCAGCUGGGAGGUGUAGUUAGCUAUUUUAGCCAGUGUAGUUGGGAUGUACAUAAAGUUAAUGUUGAUUUGGAGAUUGAUAUGGCGCUAAGAGAGUUAAAAGUUUGCCUGCUUGGGGACACUGGAGUAGGAAAAUCGAGCAUUGUGUGGAGGUUUGUGGAAGACAGCUUUGACCCCAACAUCAAUCCAACAAUUGGGGCAUCGUUUAUGACAAAGACAGUGCAGUACCAGAAUGAACUGCACAAAUUCCUUAUCUGGGAUACAGCAGGCCAGGAAAGGUUUCGAGCCUUGGCACCAAUGUACUACCGCGGCUCUGCAGCAGCCAUUAUUGUGUAUGACAUCACCAAAGAGGAUUCUUUCCAGACGUUGAAGAACUGGGUGAAGGAGCUGCGUCAGCACGGGCCUCCGAACAUCGUGGUGGCGAUCGCAGGGAACAAGUGUGACCUCAGCGAUGCCAGAGAAGUCUCGGAGAAGGAUGCCAAGGACUACGCCGAUUCUAUCCAUGCGAUCUUCGUGGAAACCAGCGCCAAGAACGCAAUUAACAUCAACGAGGUCUUCAUAGAGAUAAGCCAGAGGAUCCCCGUGUCGGAACCAGGAGGCGGGGCGGGGGGAAAGAGCUUCAAACUCCGCCGACAGCCCUCCGAGAGCCGCCGCACCUGCUGCUGACGACCCCCCCCCCCCCCCAACCGUGAAAAGGACCGCUCUCUCCAGACCCCCCCAAACCGUGAAAAGGACCGCUCUCUCCGGACCCCCCCAAACCGUGAAAACGACUGCGAUCUCCGGACCUCCCCAUACCGUGAAAACGACUGCGCUCUCCGGACCCCCCCAAAGUCUGCUCUCCAGACUGAAGACCUCCCCCAUAGUGCAGUCGGGGAACCCGCUGCACUAUGCUUCCAUGUAACCACCCCCCCCCCCCCCCCUUCCUGUCACAGGGUGAUCAUUCUUCGCCCUCCUCAGUCAGCCUCUCGUCAUCAUAACACUCGAGAAAAGGUCGCGGAACCUUCUGGGCGUCCGCCAUUUGGCCUGUCUCGAGCUCAGAGAGCGCACGAAGGGCGUCCCGUCCAGCUUCCAUCCCGCCCCGCCCCAAGCCACCCCCCCCGCUCUCCGGGGUUCUCCCAUUUCAGAGCCUGCUGCCCAAACUGGGGGUCUCCGAUCCAAUCCCACACCCACAAAAUUCCUCUUUCCUUUUAUUAAGCUUAUAAUAAGAAUGCAGUGCAUGCAGGUCUAUUCCCUGCUCAGUUACCGCUGACAUCGCAUGGAGACGCCUUUCCGGGUCCCGCCAUUAUAAGCCCGAAUCUGGCUCUCUGAUGCUCCUCCACGUCCACUGCAGGGGGCUCGCCGCGUAGCCUGUGUUUCUCAACGUCCUUGUGUCCCGCCCUUUAUAGCAACGGCGUCUGGCUGUAAUUGUGCCAAAAAUCUGUCUUCGUGUAGUCCAGUACUUGUUUUCAAAGCUGCUGGUUAUGAGGCGCUGAUAUGUAUAUUUUCCCCCCUCCCUCAACAAACUCGCCACCUUAGUGAGAAACGGGCGGGUCUGUCGAUGCGGGGGGGGGGGGGGAAGGCUGCUUGUCUCUGUCAGCGCAUGCCACACAUUUCAACUCUGCAUGACCUCUGCACCAACAGAGAGCUCAGGGCGGUAAUCCUUAAACAUUUAAGGUUUCUCGAGAGGGAAACUGUUGGAGAUUGUUUAUGAUAACAUUGCCUAGCGAUGCUUGGUAAACGCCCGCGUGUUUGUCUUUGUUUUGAUGGGUUACGUCUGGGUCAGGUGCACACACGGGCUACAUGUUGGGCCGUGGGCCACGGAGUCCUGUCUGAGCUCUGCACUUUGGAGGGAAACCGCGUACGCAAACUGGACUGCGCCUCAGAGGUUUGAUGGAGGCCCCAGGAGGUGGUGGCGGACCGCGUCAUUCGAUCUGUUACCUCGGCUCUGAGGACUGUUCCCGGUCCAAGAGCUCCAGCGACUGGUGUUGGCCUUUUUAGCGGGGCCAGCCUGGGAGGGUGCUGACAGGACUGGCAGCUGGCGCGCACGCGGCCUGAUCGUUUUUCCUUUCGGUCCUCAUUUCGCCUUUUAAUGCACCGGAAAGGGAGUCGGGCUUGGGAAAUCGGUGAAUGGAUUUGCCCGAGUGCAGUUGAGAACACAGCCAGUAAAAUUUGCCUUUUGACGGAAUCCAUUGUCUGAAAUGUUUUAAAAUGCUGUUUUAACCGUUCGUGUUUGUUGGAAAUGACCCUCCUCCGAUCCCUCGCUUUUAAAAAAAAUUUUAUUGAAAUUUUAGAGAAUUUUUUAUUUUGUGAGGUUCUGCCAGUUCUUUAAUUGUCCCAUAAACGUUUUUCGUCUUUCUUAUUCUGUUGGCUUGCGUUUCCCAAAUUGGGUUUUAUCACCUGGCUUGGGUUUAAAACAAAGAAAAUCUGGAAAUGUAGACGUUUCAGGAAGAAUAAGACCACCCUUUUCAAAUCAAAGGUCUUUCUCAAAGACAGCCGGAGUUGAACGCUGGAAAGUACCUGUGGCCCUCCUGACCCAAAUGGGGGUUAGCAGACCAUGGUGUCCUGGUCGACCUCGGCUCUCCAUGGCGACCGCGGCUCUCCAUGGCUACCGCGGCUCUCCAUGGCUACCGCGGCUCUCCAUGGCUACCGCGGCUCUCCAUGGCUACCGCGGCUCUCCAUGGCGACCGCGGCUCUCCAUGGCGACCUCGGCUCUCCAUGGCCGCCGCGACUGCUCCAUGGCGGUAUAACAUGUUCUGUGCAUGCGUGGUUCAGCCCUUUCUCCAGGCAUCGAGCAGUGUUCUUAUUCCACUGACUUCAAUGGCAGCCAUUAAGGCAGGUUCACAUAUGGAGAAAUGUACAUUAAAGAGAAAUAAAUGAGAAUGAUUUCCUCGAAUUUUCCCCAACCACACUGAAACGAAGCAGCAGAAAAAUACCCCCCCUCCCCACUCCAACCCACUGCUAUGCUGUGUGAGAUAAGGGAACUUCCUACACUAUCCUAAGAUGGUGGACUAAGGGGAAAAAGUGUACAUGUGCAACUGUGAGCGAGUGUCGAUAUUUGUCCUUGCUUAGUGUCGCUCUGUGGCUGUCUACACUGCAGUUUAUGCACUCCCCCCACCCAGAAGAAAGGGAAUGCCACUGCUGACACCUGCUGUUCCUGGCCAUUCUGUGAAAGAGUAAACCGGGAACAGUUAAUUUACUGGUUUUACACAAGAGGUUUUAACUGACUUAAAAGGGAAAAAGAAGCAGGUCUGUCCUAUGAAUUAGACCUUUUUUUAAACAUGAUUAUUGGUUCCAAACCAAACCUUGAAAUACACAAACAUUUCUGUGUGAGUGUGUGUGCGUGUGUGUGGUUGUGGGUGGGUGGGUGUUAAGUUACAGGAGUUGAAGGUCAAAUUAUGAAGUUAAGUAUAGAAAUUAUUGAUUAAUUAUGGCAUGAAGAUGAGAUGGGCUCUUGGAUCAACUGCCAGUUUGUAGCUGGAUCCUCCUAACUCAGAAAAACAAGCAGAUUAAUGAAGGAAGUGAGAAGAUGUGAAAACCUUUCGGACCCACGUUGAGCAGGACUCCAGGGGCUUUGUAGAGUAUUGUACAUUCUGGUGGGUAAAAUGGCGGCCUACCUCCCCCAGCCAUCAGCCACAGUCUUUGCUGAAAGUAUGGUACUCAGACAUAUGCAAAGUACCGUUUUAAUCGAGAGUCAUCAGUGUCACUGUUUUACGGAUUCUUGGGUAAUAUUGCAGAAAGCAGACCAACCCAUAAAUUGUGUCACCCCCUCCCGCCCAACACACACACUGUCACACACCAAUUUUGGACUGUGCCAUACAUUGGUAUCUAUGAAGUUGCUGUCUGUGGCUUUUUACGUCUUGCCAGUUUGUUUGUUUUUUUAUUCUUCUUUUUUUACUUUCUUUUACAUAUUUAAAUGACAGUUAGCUGUUCUAGUCUGUGGCAGUUCAGGGGUUUAGUGAAAGGGAUUUUUUUCCUGAAAGAAGUGUAGCCAUUUCUGUGCAAUAUUAAUAUAUCCUACUUGUUAUGUCUGCGCAAUAGAAUUACCAAAGUGUGACAGCGCUUGGCAUUGUCUGCCAGGCUGAUGAUCCCUUCUCCCUUCCUGUACAAAUUCAGAAUUAAUCUCCAUUUACAGGCAGACUUGCUUAGGAUCUCUGAGUUUCACUUCAAACUGUACAGAUAAUUGUGAUUUGCUGGUUGUAAUUUCAGAUGGUGUUCUUGCCAGUAGGAAAUCUCUUGCAGCUUUAGAGGGCAGGAUGCCGUUCUCAUUACAGUGCAAUGGAAAAUAAAACUCUAAAGCUCGGUACUUGCAGUUGCACUUUUUAAUACUUUUCUCUUUCAAUGUGGGAAGUUUUGUGUACUGUUAUUUGUGUUUGGUCCCUGAUAUACUGAGUUAAUGUGUCUUUACGGCCUUUCUUUCUCACUAGAAACUGAAAUUCCUCUCCUUAAGAAACCUGAUUUUAACCAUGUUAUAAAAAUGUUUCCUUCCAUCACUGUGCUUUAUACCACUGCAAGUGGGUCUCGCACUGUUUGAAGAACUUCAAAUUAAUUUGACUCGUAGUCCUUUGUCCAGAAAUUGGAUUGCAUGUCAUUGUAUUUAAUCGCUGAGUCAUUUCUUCCUCUUCUACUCUUAAGUCUCUGCUCAAUGCGAAGUUAAAAAUCUUUUUUUUGAACUAUAACGCAGAACAAUGUUCCUGUUUCCAUUCAUAUUUGCAGUCAUAAUGAUACAUUGUAAGGCGACUUCAGUGCGUAGCAGCUGUGUAAUAUGUAACCGCUUAUGUCUGGUGUGACCCUGGACGGUUUCAGUUUCAGCAGAUGGAACGUGACACCUGCUUGUGAUUAUGUAGUGAUCAGUCCGCGAUCGCCAGUCUUGUACGAGCGGUGUUUCGGAGAAUCGGCACGUCUUGCUUUGGGCUGGCCCUAAGGGAGUGCUGCUGGGGCAGUAGAUUUAGGUACCGUGUCCAUGUGCAUACUGUAGAACAAGUCAACAUGUAUAAAUAUGAAUCAAUACUUACUAUUCCUUCAGAUGGUGUGCUGUAUUACUCUGUUAUUUACUUUUAUUAGUUUGCAUUGCAGAAGCACCACCACUGGCAUAUUCCACCUUUAAACCUUGUCAUUAAUCGGCUUUAUUGUUUUCCCAUUUCAUAAUGAUUGUAUACAACAGAAAGCUUGAAACAACUUGUUCACUGUGUAUUUUUGAAUGUGCAAAAGGGAAACACCAAGCUAUUUACUAAUAAAAGUUUUUAAAAAAUCA
This is a messenger RNA of Anguilla rostrata (American eel), 5480 nucleotides long. It is a transcript of the gene rab22a, whose product is annotated as RAB22A, member RAS oncogene family. The transcript has 7 exons. Gene Ontology annotation, biological process: vesicle-mediated transport. Gene Ontology annotation, molecular function: GTPase activity; GTP binding. Lineage: Eukaryota; Metazoa; Chordata; Actinopteri; Anguilliformes; Anguillidae. The record is from RefSeq and is a predicted model, not a curated record. The coding region runs from base 332 to 916 and encodes 194 amino acids.